AUGGGUGUUGGCAUAUUUAUGAGAAACUAUUUUAAAUUCAAGCCACAUAGUGAAUGGGAUUUCAAAUCUUUCUGUUCUUUUAUGAAAAUACUUGGAUAUGAUGAUUAUAGUGAAAUAAAUAUUCAUUAUAAAAGACAAAUAGGAAAUAUUAUAAAAGAUGAAAAUGAAAGUGACGCCAACAAAAGUGCUGCACAAGAAUUUAAAAAAGUUAAAGCACUAUCAAAAAUUGAUUCAAAUGCUUUUUUAAAUAGCCAUGGAAAGUCAAAAGAUGGUAAAAAAAUAUUAGAAAGACUUUGGCAGGUCGAAUUAUAUUGUGCAUUAAAAGAACAUUUGUAUGAAAAAGCAAAUAUUUCAUUAAAA
This is a messenger RNA of Entrophospora sp. SA101, 360 nucleotides long. Lineage: Eukaryota; Fungi; Glomeromycota; Glomeromycetes; Entrophosporales; Entrophosporaceae. The record is from the annotation of a GenBank genome assembly.